UUCAGACAAGUCAAACCGGCGAGAGAGAGACAGAGACAGCGUGCAGCGUGUUUGGAGAUCUGCAACGAUCUAGUACGAGGAACAUUGACAAAUAUCGCGCUUCCAGGACCGACGGAAUGUUACCUACGACCGGCUGCAUUUUGAAACCAGCAUCAGGUUUAUAAUCAGGACAAGCGCGGUCGAAUCUCAAACUGCAAACGCCGGUUGAUUCUGAGCUGAGAGACUGAAGACCGAGCUCUACCUUCUCGUCCUUCCUGCGUCCUGGUAAAGCGUCAGCUGAACAUUUCAAGGGAUAUUCAGGAAAUAAUCGCAGAUCUGACCUUCUUUUGUGGAUUUAUUAAGGCUAAGGAAAGACAGGACACCGGGAAGGUGAACAUACCCCCAGCGAAGUGCGCGAUCCUUGCAGAAUGAACCGCAGGUUGUAGUUUGGUAUAAGAAGCAUGUAAGCAUUGUGAACUGGAAGAACUAUAGACUUCGAUCGUGACCAGAGUAAAAAGAGGGUACAUUUCUCCAUACGCUUCCUUCUUGCGGGCCUUUCAGAUCAUGGAGGGCCAGCGAGAUUCACAGAGGACUUUCUGGGUCAAAUUUUCAGGAGCUUUUAGGCUCAUAUUAUGUGUUGAGUUGUUAGUCCUGACCCUUGGUACAACAUGCAACGGACAGACGUUUACUACAUUUCACCCCGAGAAGCGAGAAUGGUCAUUCAAUCAUCUGACAGUCCACCAAACUACAGGAGCUCUGUAUAUCGGCGCUGUUAACCGUGUCUACAAGCUCUCUGGUAAUCUCACUCUCCUGGUGUCCCAUGAUACUGGUCCUGAAGAUGACAACAAGGCCUGCUACCCUCCUCUUAUAGUCCAGCCCUGUUCUGAACCCUUAGUCUCCACCAACAACGUCAACAAGCUUCUUCUUAUCGAUUACUCGCAAAACAGGCUGCUGGCUUGCGGGAGCCUCUAUCAGGGUGUAUGCAAGCUGCUUCGACUAGAUGAUCUCUUUAUAUUGGUCGAGCCGUCACACAAGAAAGAGCAUUAUCUCUCCAGUGUCAACGAAACUGGCACCAUGUACGGCGUUAUCGUGCCCUCCCAGGGCAAAGACGGGACACUGUUCAUCGGCACUGCUGUAGACGGAAAGCAAGACUACUUCCCGACCAUCUCGAGCCGCAAACUCCCACGUGAUCCGGAGUCCUCAGCCAUGCUCGAUUACGAACUGCACACUGACUUCGUCUCCUCGCUCAUCAAGAUCCCUUCAGACACCUUAGCCCUGGUCUCACACUUCGACAUUUACUACAUCUAUGGCUUUGCCAGCGGGAAUUUUGUUUACUUCUUAACUGUGCAACCAGAGACCCCCGAAAAUGGUAUGGCCUCCAGCGGUUCAUUCAGCGACCUCUUUUACGUCUCGCGCAUCGUACGUCUCUGCAAAGACGACCACAAAUUUCACUCCUACGUGUCGCUGCCGAUUGGUUGCGUGCGCAAUGGCGUGGAGUACCGGCUACUGCAGGCAGCCUACUUGGCUAAACCAGGGAAGGUCCUCGCAAGUUCACUUAACAUCAGCGCGACGGACGAUGUGCUUUUUGCUAUUUUUUCUAAAGGCCAGAAACAGUACAAUCGCCCCCCUGAUGAUUCAGCACUGUGCGUUUUUACCAUCAAGGACAUCAAUGCUCGCAUCAAGGACCGCUUGCAGUCUUGCUACCAAGGGGAAGGAAAUCUGGAGCUCAACUGGUUGCUGGGGAAGGAUGUUCAGUGCACCAAAGCGCCUGUGCCUAUCGAUGACAACUUCUGUGGUCUGGACAUUAACCAGCCCCUGGGUGGCUCUCAGCUGGUAACCGGGCACACACUUUAUACAGAAAGCAGAGACCGUAUGACCUCUGUGACGUCCUAUGUCUACAAUGGCUACUGCGUGGCUUUCGUUGGGACUAAGAGUGGACGACUGAAAAAGAUUCGUGUGGAUGGUCCUCCUCAUGGUGCUGUGCAGUAUGAAACGGUGUCUGUCAUUAAAGAUGGGAGUCCUAUCCUCAGAGAUAUGGCCUUCUCGCUGGACCAUAACUACCUCUAUCUCAUGUCUGAGAGACAGGUGACCCGGGUACCCAUUGUGUCAUGCGAGCAGUACGGGACAUGUAGUGAAUGUCUGAGCUCCGGAGACCCGCAUUGCGGCUGGUGUGUGCUUCACAACAUGUGCUCUCAGAGGGAUAAGUGUGAACGUGCCAAUGAGCCCUACCGUUUUGCAGCCACUCUAAACCAGUGCGUGAAGGCCACUGUGUACCCUGACAGCAUCGCGGUUUCUGAACCAGGUGUACCGCUCCUGGUGAAGGUGAGUGAUGUUCCAGAUCUCUCCGCUGGAAUCACUUGUUCCUUUGGAAACUUGACUGAAGUAGAGGGGACUGUGGACGGUAAUCAGAUCUUGUGCAUCUCCCCUGCUGCUAAAGACGUCCCUAUUAUUCCUACUGAUCAAGACUGGUCUGGAGUGGAGCUCAGGCUAAACUCGAAGGAGACGGGUCAAAUGCUAAUCAGCACGGAGGUUAAAUUCUACAACUGCAGCGUACACCAGCUGUGUCUAUCUUGUGUAACCAGUUCCUUCCGCUGCCACUGGUGCAAAUAUCGAAACCUGUGUACACACGAUCCCUCCAGCUGCUCCUUCCAGGAGGGACGCGUCAAUGCUUCAGAGGAUUGUCCUCAGCUGGUGCGCUCUGAGGAGAUUCUGAUCCCUGCCGGCGAGGUCAAGCCCAUCACCCUUAAGGCCCGGAACCUUCCGCAGCCUCAGUCAGGACAGAGAGGAUACGAAUGCGUCCUGGACAUUCAAGGGGUCAGCCAUCGAGUCACGGCGCUCCGCUUCAACAGCUCCAGUGUACAGUGCCAGAACAGCUCGUACCUCUAUGAGGGUAUGAGGAUAAGCGAACUCCCUGUGGAUUUCUCGGUGGUGUGGAACGGCAACUUCAUUAUUGAUAAUCCUGAGAACAUCAGAGUGCACCUGUAUAAGUGCGGCGCUCAGCGGGAUAGCUGUGGUGUGUGUCUGAAGGCCGAGAGGAAGUUCCAGUGCGGGUGGUGCGCUAUGGAAGGCCGAUGCACCCUGCAGCACCACUGCCCUAUGUCCAACCCCUACACCAGUCGCUGGCUCAACCUGGCCACGACGAACGUCAAGUGCACCAACCCACGCAUCACUGAGGUGACCCCAGUGUCUGGACCUCCAGAGGGUGGAACCAGGGUUACUAUCCACGGAGUGAACCUAGGUCUGUCCUUUUCCGACAUGAAAAAAAACGUGAAGGUGGCGGGAAUUCAAUGCACCCCAAAAGAGGACGGCUACAUCAUCGCUGAACAAAUCGUGUGUGAGAUGGAUGCGGCUCCAGAAGACACCAGGGCCGGGCCGGUACAGCUCUGUGUAGGAGAGUGCAGACCUGAGCUGCAGGCUCGCUCGUCCCAGCUCUACUCCUUUGUGAGGCCAUCUGUAACAGGUCUGACCCCCAGCCGGGGUCCAGAAUCAGGGGGCACUAAGGUGACCAUCAUUGGAGAGAACCUGGGUGCAGGAAGCAGUGUCAGCGUUCUGUUUGGAAACCAGACAUGCGAGUUCUUUGAACGGUCUAUGACAGAGAUCGUGUGCUACUCAGCUCCAUCUCUGACUGGUGUGGGUCCAGUACAGAUCACUGUCAGUGUGGAUCACGCCCAGGUGAGGGAAAGCCUCAGCUUUGAGUACAUUGACGACCCCACUGUACAGCGUAUCGAGCCUGAAUGGAGCAUUGCAAGUGGACACACUCCUCUGGUAGUAAUUGGAACUAACUUGGAUGUGGUCCAAGAACCCAGGAUACGGGUCAAGUACGGAGGACACGAGUCAGUAAAUGUCUGCAAAAUCCAAAAUACCACCACCAUGAGCUGUUUUGCUCCGUCUCUGAUGGCAGAGUACACACCCGGACUAGAGUCGGUGAAGCAUGCGGAUGAAUUUGGCUUCAUCUUCAACAAUGUCCAGGCUCUUCUAGUGUAUAACAACACUAAUUUCUUGUACUACCCAAACCCCUACUUCGAGCCUCUGAGUACUAAUGGGGUAUUAGAGCAGAAGCCAGGAUCUCCCAUCAUUCUAAAGGGAAAGAAUCUGGUUCCUCCAGCAACAGGAGGAGUGAAGCUGAACUACACUGUGUUGCUGGGAGAGACCCCUUGCUCGGUCACUGUCUCUGACACUCAGCUGCUGUGUGAACCACCCAACCUCACUGGCCAGUACAAAGUCAUGGUGCAAGUCGGUGGUCUUCAUGUCUCACCCGGUUCUGUAAACAUCCUAUCAGACAGUCUUCUGACUCUACCUGCCAUUGUGAGCAUCGCUGCUGGCGGAGGCCUUCUUCUCAUCAUCGUCAUCCUCGUCCUCAUCGCCUACAAGCGAAAGUCACGGGAAAACGACCUGACGCUCAAGCGCCUGCAAAUGCAGAUGGACAACCUGGAGUCUAGGGUGGCGCUGGAGUGCAAAGAGGCCUUUGCAGAGCUGCAGACAGACAUUAACGAGUUGACUAGCGAUCUGGACCGAGCCGGAAUCCCUCACCUGGACUACCGCACCUACGCCAUGAGGGUGCUCUUCCCUGGCAUUGAGGAUCACCCAGUUCUCCGAGAGCUGGAGGUUUCUGGCAAUGGGCAGCAGAAUGUGGAGAAGGCCUUGAAGCUUUUUGCACAGCUGAUCAACAACAAGGUGUUUCUGCUGACGUUUAUCCGUACGCUGGAGCUACAGCGAUCUUUCUCGAUGCGGGACCGAGGCAAUGUGGCGUCCCUCAUCAUGACAGCACUGCAAGGGAGGCUAGAGUAUGCCACGGACGUGCUUAAACACCUGCUGUCCGACCUCAUCGACAAGAACCUGGAGAGUAAAAACCACCCCAAACUCCUGCUACGCAGGACUGAGUCUGUAGCUGAGAAGAUGCUCACCAACUGGUUUGCCUUCCUCCUUCAGAAGUUCCUUAAGGAGUGUGCUGGGGAGCCUUUGUUCAUGCUUUAUUGUGCUAUAAAGCAGCAGAUGGAGAAAGGCCCUAUAGAUGCCAUCACAGGGGAGGCCCGCUACUCUCUCAGUGAAGACAAACUCAUACGCCAGCAAAUCGAGUACAAGACACUGAUUUUGAACUGCGUGAAUCCAGAUAACGAGAACAGUCCGGAGAUUGCUGUGAAGGUGCUGAACUGUGAUACAAUCACCCAAGUAAAGGAAAAGAUCCUGGAUGCCGUUUAUAAGAACAUGCCGUACUCUCAGCGACCCCGGGCUGUCGACAUGGACUUGGAGUGGCGUCAAGGACGGCUGGCACGAGUGGUCCUGCAGGAUGAAGAUAUCACAACCAAGAUUGAGAACGACUGGAAGAGACUCAACACACUCAUGCACUAUCAGGUGUCAGACCGCUCUGUAGUGGCACUUGUACCGAAGCAAACCUCCUCCUACAAUAUUCCUCCCACAGCCAGCAUUUCCCGCUCAUCUAUAAGCAGAUAUGAUUCAUCGUUCCGUUACACAGGAAGUCCAGACAGUCUUCGCUCCCGAGCUCCUAUGAUCACUCCAGAUCUGGAGAGUGGAGUGAAAGUUUGGCACUUGGUUAAGAACCACGAACAUGGAGACCAAAAAGAGGGCGACCGUGGAAGUAAGAUGGUCUCUGAGAUCUACCUCACCCGACUGCUAGCUACUAAGGGCACGCUACAGAAAUUUGUAGACGAUCUGUUUGAGACGCUCUUCAGCACGGUUCACAGAGGAAGCGCCUUGCCUUUAGCCAUCAAAUAUAUGUUUGACUUCCUAGACGAGCAAGCCGACAAGCACGGCAUCCAUGACAUGGAUGUCCGCCACACUUGGAAGAGCAACUGCCUUCCUUUGCGAUUUUGGGUAAACGUGAUCAAGAAUCCUCAGUUUGUGUUUGACAUUCACAAGAGCAGUAUUACAGAUGCGUGCUUGUCCGUCGUGGCUCAGACGUUCAUGGAUUCAUGUUCCACCUCAGAACACAGGCUGGGUAAAGACUCCCCGUCCAACAAGCUGCUCUAUGCUAAAGACAUUCCCAACUACAAGAACUGGGUGGAAAGGUACUACGCUGAUAUAAGCAGACUGCCCGCCAUUAGCGACCAGGAUAUGAACGCGUACCUGGCGGAGCAGGCGCGGCUCCACUCCUACGAGUUCAACAUGCUGAGCGCUCUGAAUGAGAUCUACUCUUACGUCAGCAAGUACAGCGAAGAGAUCAUUGCUGCACUGGAAAUGGACGAACAGGCGAAGAAGCAGAGACUAGCCUACAAGGUGGACCAACUCAUUUCUGCCAUGUCCCUGGAGAGCUGAGAACGUCGGGUCGGAUGGAGCAAAAGAACACAGACCCCCUGUGCUAUGAAACAUUUAUCCAAAGCCCGGUUCUGGAACUCUCGUGUAAAGAGGAUGCA
This is a messenger RNA of Trichomycterus rosablanca, 6350 nucleotides long. RefSeq names its product plexin A2 (gene plxna2). The record is from RefSeq and is a predicted model, not a curated record. NCBI's taxonomy places the organism in Eukaryota, Metazoa, Chordata, Actinopteri, Siluriformes, Trichomycteridae. Bases 544 to 6252 code for a protein of 1902 amino acids. Gene Ontology annotation, molecular function: semaphorin receptor activity; protein binding. The transcript has 32 exons. Gene Ontology annotation, cellular component: plasma membrane; semaphorin receptor complex. Gene Ontology annotation, biological process: semaphorin-plexin signaling pathway involved in axon guidance; positive regulation of axonogenesis; negative regulation of cell adhesion.